AUGCCUAGCUUCACCGUUUUCAAGGGCUCCAAGGAGGGCAAGAUUGUCGAAUCUACAACCACCAAGCCCGACCUCACUGACGACCAAGUCCUCAUCAAGGUCACCGCCUCGGGUCUCUGCGGUACGGAUGAGCACUACAAGCAUGCCGACAUGGGUCUCGGCCACGAAGGUGUCGGUGUUGUCGCCGAGAUGGGCCCCAACGUCAAGAACCUCAAGAAGGGCGACCGCGUCGGAUGGGGAUACGUGCACUGGAGCUGCAGCGCCUGCGACAUGUGCCUGUCCGGACGCGACCAGUACUGCGCCAAGGUUCAGCGCUACGGCGAGGCCAACUUCGACCAAGGUAGCUUCGCCAGCCACGCCGUCUGGAACGAGUCGCACAUCUUCCGCAUCCCCGACAACAUUUCCGACGUCGAGGCCGCGCCCCUCAUGUGCGGCGGCGCAACCGUCUGGACCGCCCUCCACUCCUACAACAUCAAGCCCACCGACCGCGUCGGCGUCAUGGGUAUCGGCGGUCUCGGCCACCUGGCCAUCCAGUUCGCAGCCAAGAUGGGCUGCGAGGUCGUCGUCUUCUCCAGCUCUGACAGCAAGAAGGACGAGGCUAUGAAGUUGGGCGCCAGCGAGUUCAUCGUCACCAAGAACAAGAAGGAACUCGACAUCUCCAAGAAGAUCAACGUCCUCGUCGUCACCACCAGCUUCAACCCAGACUGGUCCGUCAUUCUCCCCGUCCUCGAACCCCAAUCCGUAAUCUUCCCCCUCACCGUCGACGCCGGCGACUUCGCCAUCCCGCAAAUCCCCCUCAUCGUCGGCGGCCACACCAUCCAGGGAAGCAUCGUCGCUUCCCGCCCCGUCCACCGCAGCAUGGUCUCCUUCGCCUCCCACCACGGCAUCAAGCCCAUCACCAUGGAGUUCCCCUUGACUGUCGAUGGCAUCACAAAGGCCAUGGACACCCUCCGUGAGGGCAACAUGAAGUACCGCGGUGUCUUAAUUCCUCACCAUCUUCAUCGCCUUCUACCCUCCGUCACCAAAACACCCCCUAACCAUCACUCGAUUCUUUGAAUUUCCAUUGUAAACGUUAUCGCGCGGCCCUACAAUGACGAAGUGCCCAUCUCACCCUAGACGUGUGCUAACAGACGCUACAUACAUGGGUAUAUACAUACCCUUGCUUAACCACCAAUUUCUAACCCGCAAUAUCGAAACCCCAAACAUCUUCAAAAUCAAAUCAAAGGAA
Molecule: messenger RNA, 1228 nt
Organism: Periconia digitata
Lineage: Eukaryota; Fungi; Ascomycota; Dothideomycetes; Pleosporales; Periconiaceae
Source: the annotation of a GenBank genome assembly